AUGAUGCACAGGUGCUGUAGCUCUCAAGGAAACAUCAUGGGACCGUGUUCGUGUGCCUUGUUUCAUAGCCAAAACAACUCCUCGAUGCUUUUUUCCAUGCCUAACCACAAGUCUUAUGACGAAACGGAUGUGUACAACUCUUUCACGUCCUAUUCGUCUUCUUCGGUUGAUUGCACUCUCUCCUUGGGAACCCCUUCCACUCGUCUCUGUGAAGAUGAUGAUAGGCGUUCCGGUAAUUCUUGCAUGUCCAACUGCUGGGACUUGUUGCAAAACAAGAACGCACAUGGUUAUUCGCAGCAAACCACGAAAGCUAGCCGUGGAAGCAAUGGGGACGGCGGUAGCAGCUCCGGCAAUGAUUCUCUCCUUGCUCGUCGUUGUGCUAACUGCGACACAACUUCUACACCGCUUUGGAGGAAUGGUCCCAGAGGUCCAAAGUCACUUUGCAAUGCCUGUGGAAUUCGAUUCAAAAAGGAAGAAAGGAGAGCAUCAGCAGCAAAUGCAAACGCUUCAAUCGCGGAACAGCAAUAUCACGGCUACAACAACAACAAUUCAUGGUCUUCAAUGCAAUAUUUCUCAUCGCCCGUCAAUGAAAUCAAGUUCAUCGAAGAUGGCGAUCCCUAUCUUUCUUGGAGACUCAAUGUCACCGAUAUGCCAACAAACCUCGUUCAUGACUUCACAAGAUGAAAAAAAAAAAGAAAUCCCCCACGCCAUUGACGGUCAAGAUCAUGCAGCAAUGGCUGAAACUUAUUGCGAUGAUGAUGUUGAUGGAGAUUUUGUUUUACGACGUCGUUGAUAGUGAUAUGGUCUUCGUUUCGUCUAGUCAAAAUUCCCUCUUUUUUCUCUUUUGUUUAGUUUGUUUGCCUCGUUUUUCUUCCAUAGAUGGAGUAAGAACGGGACAAUUCUAUGUUCUUAGGUACUUUUUUUGAAGUUUUCUUUAACUUUAAUUUCUUCCACUUUCAGUUUUAUAUAAAAACCUUUCUGUUUGAAGAGAC
Messenger RNA from Hibiscus syriacus, 992 nucleotides. RefSeq names its product GATA transcription factor 18-like. NCBI's taxonomy places the organism in Eukaryota, Viridiplantae, Streptophyta, Magnoliopsida, Malvales, Malvaceae. The record is from RefSeq and is a predicted model, not a curated record. Gene Ontology annotation, molecular function: zinc ion binding; sequence-specific DNA binding; DNA-binding transcription factor activity. Gene Ontology annotation, biological process: regulation of DNA-templated transcription; flower development. Bases 1 to 684 code for a protein of 227 amino acids. The transcript has 2 exons.